This is a messenger RNA of Phialemonium atrogriseum, 1969 nucleotides long. RefSeq names its product RanBP1 domain-containing protein. The transcript is spliced from 10 exons. Gene Ontology annotation, cellular component: cytoplasm; nuclear pore. The coding region runs from base 291 to 1667 and encodes 458 amino acids. Gene Ontology annotation, molecular function: GTPase activator activity. Lineage: Eukaryota; Fungi; Ascomycota; Sordariomycetes; Cephalothecales; Cephalothecaceae. The record is from RefSeq and is a predicted model, not a curated record. Gene Ontology annotation, biological process: nucleocytoplasmic transport; regulation of DNA-templated transcription.
UCUCUUUCCCACCACCCACCAUUCUCGAACCUCAGACUCAACUGCAACUACAUCAACCUAAAUUCGCAGUCAAGGCGGCAGAAGCGACACAUCUCCGGUACUUCUGCUCAUCUAGAGAACCACUGUCUAUUAUUCCGGCUACGGGUAUGUUCCUACGCAUUCCUUGCUUCUGAGAUUCUUGUCACUGCGCAUUUCACUCUGCCCCACAUGCGCUCUUCGCGCGUUUGUUGCGAAACCCACUCUGUGCAAAGAUAACAUCACAGGCAUCUCACUUCAACGCUCUAGCGAAGAUGUCGUCCACUGAGAACACCGACAAGCCGGUCGAGGAGGUCAAGGCUGAGGAGGUCAAGGCCGAGGAACCUGCCCAGGCGGCUACUGGCACGACUGACAAGCCAACCUCUUCUUCCGUCUUCUCCAUGUUCGGCGGUGGCGCUAAGAAGGAAAAGAAGGACGAGGAGGAAGGACGAGGCGACGUCUCUGGCAGCGCCAAGGCCCAGCGCGAGGCGGCUGCAGCUGCCAAGGAGGGCGAAGAAGACGAGCAAGCUCCCGAAUCCGAGGAUAUCCAUUUCGAGCCCGUCAUCCACCUGACAGAGAAGAUUGAUGUCAAGACCAACGAGGAAUCCGAGGAGCAACUCUUCAAGAUGCGAGCGAAGCUGUUUAAGUUCGUCCGCGAAACUAGCGAGUGGAAGGAGCGUGGCACUGGUGAUGUGCGCCUGCUCAAGCACCUGGAGAAUGGCAAGACCCGCCUAGUCAUGCGCCGGGACAAGACUCUCAAGGUUUGCGCAAACCACUAUAUCGUCCCCGAGAUGAAGCUUUCUCCCAAUGUUGGCUCCGAUCGAAGCUGGGUCUGGAACGCGGCCGCCGAUGUCAGCGAGGGAGAGCCCGAGGCUGUUACCAUGGCGAUCCGCUUUGCCAACUCAGACAAUGCCAACCAGUUCAAGGAUGCCUUUAUCAAGGCACAGAAGGAGAACGAGGCCCUUUUCAACAAGACUGAGGAGGUAACGGAGCAACAUAACAUCGACAAGCCAACGGUAGUGGAAGGAUGUCCUAUGAAGGAAUGGAGCAUCGAGGUCUACGUCCUUGACCAGGAUGGCAAAGAGCAUCCUGCCAAGUGCUUUACCAAGGUCGUCUACCAUCUUCACCCUUCGUUCGACAACCCCGACCAGACCUUCAAUGAACCCCCCUUCAAGUGCACAAACGAGGGAUGGGGAGAGUUUGAGAUGACACUUGACCUGUUCACGACCGAGAAGGGGGGAAAGAGCACCAUCACCCACGACUUAAACUUUGCUUCCCCAACCUACGAGCUGAUCUACCCAGUUCAAUUUAAGAACCCAUCGCAAGCGUUGCAACAGAUCCUCCGAGAAACGGGACCUCUCCCGUCCGACGAGGAACGCAAAAUCAAGAAGGCGGAUGGAGGGAAGAAGAAGAAGGCGUUCGAUGUGGAGAAGAUGGCGGAAGGUCUCAUCAAACUUAGCGAGGAUGACCUUCUUCAGGUGAUCCAACUUAUCCACGAUGGGAAGGAUGACUCUACAUAUGUCCAGAACAACGUCGACGCUGGGGAGUUCUCCGUGGACCUCUACACUCUACCGGAUGACUUGAUGAAGAAGCUGUGGGAUUACUUGGUCGGCCUUUACCUCUCUCACACAGUCCAGAAACCUUCAUGCUAACAGCUUAAUGCAGAAUCGAGCCAACGUCAUUGCUUAGCUGACAGGGACGGAGGCACGGACACCUUAGUCCAAAUCAUGCAUAACACCGGCGUAUUGGCGUCCCGCUGGCUAUCAUCCACCUGCAAUCUUCUGAGACCUUGCAGGGAGGAUGAGGGCAUCACCAAGCAGUAUGGCUUGGUUUAUCGGUUACACAGAGCUCGUCCACUUGGAGAGAUCCGCGGUUUCUAGGACGGAUAGAUUUCUCUGUCGACGGGCCCUGGCAGAAAAUGCUCAUGCGUUUUUAAUACGGGCAAACAAAAAGG